UUUCUAAAUUUAUUUUUCAUUUAGUUACUUCAACAAGAUGAGUUUUAGUUUAUCGCUAUUAACGGUUAUCUUGGUGCUGGGUAUUAUUGCUGGACAAGGAAAUGGAAAGGCCAAUCAACUUCUAUUUCACGAAUUUAAUCAGGGUUUUAACGGAGGUCAGGAUCUGUCAGCGUACGGAGCACCGAAUAACUGUCUAUCGAACUUAUGGUCCCCUGAAUGCCCGUCUAAUGCGUAUAUGGUACCCAUGAGUCCUGAAUUAGUUGAAUACAUUGUUAGCCUACACAACUAUUUGCGUAGCAACAGUGGGUCUCCGAAUAAAGCGAUCCCCUUUCGCUGGAGCAACGAAUUGGAAAAGUUAGCCGAAUCUAAUGUUAAGCAAUGUAAGGUCGCUCACGAUGAUUGUGUGUCCAGUACCUACAAGGUAACCGGACAAAACCUCGCGCUAAAUGUCUAUACGGGAACAUUCAAUGCUCGAAGCGAUAGUGCAUUGGUAUUGCAAUCCAUUAAAUCUUGGUGGAACGAAUACAAGGCUAGUCAGAAGGAGAAAAUUGGUUUUAAAAGGAACAUAGUCCUAGGUUGUGCCGCAUCCAGAUUCUAUUCAAAAGGCUCGCAUAAUUUCCUGAUUGCCUGCAAUUACGCAACAAUUAACAGCCUGGGUCAAUUUGAGCUUCGUCAAGGUAGCCCCGUUGGGCUGGGCUACCCAUUUUAAAAAACGCGUUAUUCUUGAAAAAAAAAAAAAACAAAAAAAACAAACAAACAAACAAAUAAAACAAGAAACCGGUUACGUUAAGUCUAACCAUAUAUACUUGAUAUUUUCACAAGUUUCAUAAAUAAAGCAAAGCAUACAUUGAACAAUGUUGCUAUAAUCGUCCGACUUCUUGUGGGCUUUCCAUUAA
Molecule: messenger RNA, 896 nt
Organism: Drosophila arizonae
Lineage: Eukaryota; Metazoa; Arthropoda; Insecta; Diptera; Drosophilidae
Product: venom allergen 5-like
Source: RefSeq, a predicted model, not a curated record